Daucus carota subsp. sativus is the source of this 2479-nucleotide messenger RNA. Its product is annotated as signal recognition particle subunit SRP54 2. Gene Ontology annotation, molecular function: GTPase activity; endoplasmic reticulum signal sequence receptor activity; GTP binding. The record is from RefSeq and is a predicted model, not a curated record. Gene Ontology annotation, biological process: SRP-dependent cotranslational protein targeting to membrane; SRP-dependent cotranslational protein targeting to membrane, translocation. The transcript is spliced from 9 exons. Gene Ontology annotation, cellular component: cytosol; signal recognition particle, endoplasmic reticulum targeting. Lineage: Eukaryota; Viridiplantae; Streptophyta; Magnoliopsida; Apiales; Apiaceae. Bases 1 to 1404 code for a protein of 467 amino acids.
AUGGUGCUGUCGGAAUUACAUGGAAAACUUACGCGUGCUCUGAGGCAGCUGGAUAAUGAGACUAUAAUUGACGAGAAGGUUUUGAAUGAUUGCUUGAACGAGAUCACAAGAGCUCUUCUUCAGUCUGAUGUGCAAUUCAGUCUCGUUCGAGAUCUGCAAAUUAAUAUUAAGAGGACUGUUAAUCUAGGCCAGCUUGCUCACGGUUAUCAUAAGCGCAAUAUUAUCCGACGGGCCGUUGAGGAGGAACUUUGCAAAAUUCUUGAUUCGGGAAAGACCUCCUAUGUACCAAAGAAAGGAAACGCAAGUGUAGUUCUGUUUGUAGGUUUGCAAGGUUCUGGAAAGACGACAACAUGUACCAAAUAUGCACAAUUUUACCGGAAGAAAGGUUUCAAACCAGCACUAGUGUGUGCUGACACAUUCAGAGCCGGUGCAUAUGACCAACUCAAGCAGAACGCCAUGAAGGCUAAUGUUCCCAUUUAUGGAAGCCACACGGAGUCAGAUCCUGUCCAAAUUGCAGUAGAAGGUGUAGACAGUUUUAGAAAGAAAACCCACGAUUUAAUAAUUGUGGACACCAGUGGGCGUCACAAGCAGGAAGAAGUUCUUUUUGAAGAGAUGCGUCAAAUCUCUGUAGCAACGAAUCCAGAUCUUGUCAUUUUUGUUAUGGAUAGCAGUAUUGGUCAAGCUACAUAUGAUCAAGCUCUAGCAUUUAAGCAAAGUGUUGCAGUUGGAGCUGUGAUUAUUACUAAGAUGGAUGGGCAUGCAAAGGGAGGAGGUGCUCUUAGUGCAGUUGCAGCAACAAAAAGUCCUGUCAUAUUUAUUGGAACUGGUGAACAUAUGGAUGAUUUUAAGGAGUUUGAUGUUAAACCAUUUGUCCUCCGUCUAUUAGGCAUGGGUGACAUAUCUGGGUUCACGAACAAAGUUCAUGAACUUGUUGCAGUAAAUCAGCAGCAUGACUUUAUGCAGAGACUUUCAGAUGGAAACUUCACCCUGAGGAACAUGUACCAAUUGUUCCAGAGCAUGCAUGAAAUGGGUCUUAUAAACGAGGUUUCUUCGAUGCUCGCUGGACUUGCUGCGCCGAAAGGCCAUGAAAAGGAAAGUCAGUUGAAGUUCAAACGCUUUAUGAUAAUGAUGGAUUCAAUGACUAAUGAAGAGUUAGAUUCGUCAAACCCGAAGCUCAUGAACAAGUCUCGAAUCCUUCGGAUUGCAAGAGGAUCUGGUCAUCGUGUAGAGGAAAUGGAGGAAAUGAUGGAGAAGUACAAAUUGAUGGCCACGAUUCCAAAAAGACGAGAUAUGAGUGCAGUGUCCCAAAACAGGAACUCACAAAGAAUGAUUCCUCCACAGAUGCUGAAUCAUAUUAGUAGAUUGGGUGGCUUAAAAGAUUUCAUGAAAAUGGGUUGGACAUGAGAUGUACCUGAAGGGGAGAAGGCGGACGAAUUUAUUUAUCAGUGAGUGAGAUGUAUUUAUAUACCACUAAAGCAAAGCAAUAUUUUGCCAUGACUGAACUAGGGCUGCACAUGGGCUGGGUUGGGCCGGUUUCGACCAUUCAAGCGACCCAACCCAUUUAGUACGGGUUAGAAAAAUUUAACCCAUUAAUCAUAAAAAGAAUUAGAAACCCAACCCUACUAAUUGUAUGACGGGUUGGGUUGGUUAGGGUAGGGUUGAUCGGGUUGAAAAAUUUGCAAGAUAAGCAUAAUCCAAAAUAUGUUUUGCACCAUUUUGUUGUAUACAAUUAGCAAUAACAUAGGACACUGCACCGAUACAAAAUAUCAGGUGCUUUUAGAGUGUAGAUAUUCUCUUCAUACUAAGGUGGACAGCUGAAUCUUAAUACACUAAUAACUAUUAAAAAUCAUGUUUCCGCCAUGAUAUAUAAUCAUAAGAACUAGCAAUGUGAGUCGUUUGAUUUGAACUAUAAAGCUUUAUUUCUAAUUGUUUCUGCACACUGCACUACACUCACUGCACAUUCUAUCAUCAAAUAAGUAAAUAUAGUUCCGUAAGCAACCAAAAAUAUUCUACUCCCUCCGUCUCUUAUUACUUUUCCUGUUUCUCUCUAGCACGUUUGUCAAUACACACUUUUGAUCCUUAAUAUCAUUAAUUUUGUAUUAGUAUUAAAUAUAAAAACUUCAUUGUAUUAAAGUACUUGUGAAUACGAAUCCAACAAGAUCACUUACGACUAUAUUUAGUCUUAUAAAUUAGACGUAAAUUAGUAAUUAGUCUCAUGUUAUGAACAGUCCCGACAUAUCAAACGAGAAAAGAAUAAAGAAACGGAGGGAGUAUUAGAGUGUUAAAGAUAUUUUGACCGGGUUGGGUUGGUUUAGGGUUUUUAAAAGUCAUAUUUCGACCCAACCCAUUAUAAACGGCUCAACCAAAAAUCAACCCAAUUAACCCACGGUUUGGAAUGGGUCGGGUUAGUCGGCCUAGUUCAAGGUUGGGUUGGGUUGGUUUGAACGGGUUGGACAACCCAUGAGCAGCCCUAGACUGA